AUGGCUUCCGCACAACCCGCCAUGCACCACGACGAGAUGCUCGAGAAGCAACACAUAUCGCAUAAUGAAGACAUUAGCUCCCAAGAUGGUUCCGGAUAUGAGUGCGAGUUCAGUGAGCGAGAGCAGAAGAAAAUCAUCCAUCGCAUUGAUCGACGUCUCGUGGUGACUGUCGGUGUGCUGUACUGCAUCAGUCUGAUGGACCGAACCAAUCUGAGUGCUGCCGCUAUUGCUGGUAUGACCGUGGAUCUAAAGCUCAAUGUACUGCAGGGUACCAUUUCGCAUUACUCGAUUGUCACCAUUGUUUUUUUCGCUUCUUAUAUCGUCUUCCAGCCUCCGGCCACUGUCAUUUGCCGAUAUCUCGGACCACGAAACUUCCUUUCUGUCAUUGUGAUAUUAUGGGGCGGCGUCAUGAUUGGCAUGGGCUUUGCCGACAGUUACGGUACAAUGGCCGCGCUACGAGUGGUCCUCGGCGUACUUGAAGCUGGCUUUUUCCCAAGCUGUGUCUACCUGCUGUCGACAUGGUACACUCGAUUCGACAUCGGAAAGCGGUACUCGUGCUUUUAUAUCCUUGGAAGUCUGGCCUCUGCUUGCGCCGGUAUUCUCGCUUACGGAUUGAUGCAACUCAAGGGACGUCAGGGACUCAAUGGAUGGCGCUGGAUCUUCAUCAUUGAAGGAGCGCUCACCUGUUUUCUUGGAAUAGUUGGCUACUGGGCCCUUGUUGACUUCCCGGACAAGGCUCACAAGAGCUGGAAGUUCUUGACCGAGCGGGAAGCCAUGUACAUCAUUGAUCGCGUCAACCGGGACCGUGGAGAUGCGAAACCAGAGCCGUGGUCUCUAGCUAAGUUCUUCCACGGUGGAACUGAUAUCAAGAUCUGGGGAUUCGCUCUGAUUUUCUUCAACACCACUACAGUGACCUACGCCUUGGCCUACUUCCUUCCCAUCAUCCUGACAGAAAACAUGGGCUUCGACGUCGGCGCGGCCCAGUGUCUCGUUGCACCACCAUACGCUCUUGCUGCGAUCGUCAUGUAUGCCACCGGUUGGGCUGGUGACAAGUACCACAUUCGUGGACCCAUCAUCCUCUUCAACAUGGUUCUUUGCCUCAUCGGACUUCCCAUCAUGGGUUUCCACAAGGAUGCGAGCGUUCGCUACUUCGGUGUCUUCCUUACGACUGCUGGCGCAAACAGCAACAUUCCCGCGACUAUGUCGUACCAGGCGAACAACAUCAGGGGCCAGUGGAAGCGCGCAUUCUGCUCGGCUAUCUUGGUCGGCAUGGGAGGCGUCGGUGGUAUCGCCGGAGGACUCGUAUUCAGGACCCAAGAUAAGCCCGGAUACGAGCCAGGACUAUAUGCCUGCAUCGCCUGCUGCCUUCUCACAAUUGUUAUCGUCUGUCUCGUCACACUGCGGUCAUGGAGCUUGAACAAGCGCGCCGAUCGGGGUGAGAUUGAGCUGGAAUACAACGAUGAUGGUGAUCAGAAGGGCUUCAGGUAUACAUACUGAGGGGUAAAUAGGCAAACUUAUGAUAUUUAUGAGCGAUGGAUCAAGGCAUGUCGUCGGACUAGUGCCAUGAUAUAGCCUUGUGUAACGACUCUUCAUAGUGCCUGAUAUAGCGAUGAUAUGAUCCAAUCGCUUACCUUUG
Messenger RNA from Pyrenophora tritici-repentis Pt-1C-BFP, 1636 nucleotides. RefSeq names its product UhpC, Sugar phosphate permease. Gene Ontology annotation, molecular function: transmembrane transporter activity. Gene Ontology annotation, biological process: transmembrane transport. The record is from RefSeq and is a predicted model, not a curated record. Gene Ontology annotation, cellular component: membrane. Lineage: Eukaryota; Fungi; Ascomycota; Dothideomycetes; Pleosporales; Pleosporaceae.